This is a messenger RNA of Pogoniulus pusillus (Red-fronted tinkerbird), 1864 nucleotides long. RefSeq names its product keratin, type II cytoskeletal 5-like. NCBI's taxonomy places the organism in Eukaryota, Metazoa, Chordata, Aves, Piciformes, Lybiidae. Gene Ontology annotation, biological process: keratinization; intermediate filament organization. Gene Ontology annotation, molecular function: structural constituent of skin epidermis. The coding region runs from base 1 to 1827 and encodes 608 amino acids. The record is from RefSeq and is a predicted model, not a curated record. The transcript has 9 exons. Gene Ontology annotation, cellular component: keratin filament.
AUGUCUCGGCAGUCUGUCUGCAGAAGCUUUGGAGGAGGGAGCAGAAGGGGCUACAGCUCUUGCUCUGCCAUCGGUGGUGGCUUUGGAGGAGGCGGUGGCAGAACCAGGAUCAGUUACAGCUCAUACUCCUCGUCCAGGGGAGGUGGAGGAGGUGGACAGUGUGGAGGGUACAGCAGCAGAAGCCUCCAUAACAUGGGUGGCAGCAGAAGAAUUGCCAUAGGAGGAUGCUAUGGUGGUGGAGGCAGGAUGGGAGGCUUCAGUGGAGGCUAUGGAGGAGGAAUGGGAGGCUUUGGUGGAGGGAUGGGCUGCGGAGGGAUGGGUGGUGGAGGAAUGGGUGGCUUUGGUGGAGGAAUGGGUGGCUUUGGUGGUGGAAUGGGUGGUGGUGGAAUGGGUGGCUUUGGUGGCCCUGGCUUCCCUGGAGGCAUUCAGCCAGUGCAAGUUGACCCAACGCUCUUGAGGCCGGUCCAUGUGGAGAUCGACCCCCAGAUCCAGCAAGUGAAGAACAGUGAGAAGGAGCAGAUCAAGACCCUCAACAAUCAAUUUGCUUCCUUCAUUGAUAAGGUCCGCUUCCUGGAGCAACAGAACAAGGUCCUCUCCACCAAGUGGGAGCUCCUCCAGCAGCAAGGACCUACAGGGCCCAGGAAGAACCUCGAUGUCAUCUUUGAAAACUACAUCCAGAACCUGAGGAGGAGGCUGGAGAGUCUGCUGGGACAGAGGAGCCAGCUGGAGUCGGAGCUGCAGAGCAUGCGGCAGUACGUGGAGGAGUACAAGAGCAAGUACGAAGAGGAAAUCAACAGGCGCACGGCUGCCGAGAACGAGUUCGUGGUGCUGAAGAAGGAUGUGGACUGUGCCUACAUGACUAAAACAGAGCUGGAAGCCAAGGUGGGAGCCCUGACUGAUGAGAUCAGCUUCCUGAGGUGCAUCUAUGAGGAGGAGCUGGCUCAGAUGCAGACCAUCAGCAGGGACCUGUCUGUGGUGGUGUCCAUGGACAACAAUCGCCACCUGGACCUGGACAGCAUCAUCGAGGAGGUCAGGCGCCAGUACGAGCAGAUCGCCCAGAGCAGCAGAGCUGAGGCUGAGGCUUGGUACCAGAGCAGGUAUGAAGAGCUGCAGAGCACAGCUGGCAGGCAUGGGGACAGCCUCCGCAACACCAAGAUGGAGAUCCAGGAGCUGACCAGGAACGUCCAAAGGCUGAGAGCUGAGAUUGAGAACAUCAAGAAGCAGAACCACCAGCUGCAGUCAGCCAUUGCCGAGGCUGAGGAGCGGGGUGAGAUGGCCCUGAAGGACGCCAGGAGGAAGCUGGAGGAGCUGGAGUGUGCCCUGAGCAAAGACAAGGAGGAGCUGGCUCGGCUGCUGAAGGAGUACCAGGAGCUGCUGAAUGUCAAGAUUGCACUGGAUGUUGAGAUUGCCAUGUACAGGAAGCUGCUGGAGGGAGAGGAGAACAGGCUGUGCAACGAUGGAAUGUCCAACGUCAAUGUCUCCGUGAUGGGCAGGACCAGCAUCUCCGGAGGCAGAGGAGGCAUGGGAGGAGGCUUCGUCGGAGGCGGCAGCGGCAUGGGAGGAGGCUUUGGCGGAGGCAGCUGCGGCAUGGGAGGAGGCUUCGUGGGAGGCAGCUGCGGCAUGGGAGGAGGAGGAGGCAGCUUCGGAGGGGGCAGCCUGGGCGGCAGCUGCGGCAUGGGGGCAGCGCUGUGUGGUGGGGGCUUCUCGUCGGGCAGCGGCAGGGUCUGCGGCACCGGCGGGGGCACCUUCAGCUCCGGCGGGGGCUCGUCCUCCGUGCGCAGAUGUGUGACCACCACCUCGGUCAAGUCGUCCGGAGUGCGAUUCUGAGCCCCGCGGGCGGCGUGCGGCAGGAAAAGAAGCAGCU